This is a messenger RNA of Angiostrongylus costaricensis, 231 nucleotides long. The record is from the annotation of a GenBank genome assembly. Lineage: Eukaryota; Metazoa; Nematoda; Chromadorea; Rhabditida; Metastrongylidae.
AUGGAAGUUACCUGGAUCACGAAGAACUAUGGUGACGAUCUGUACCUACAAUGCACGUACACUUGCAUCCGAGUCUUCGAUGAAAGACUUGCUCAUGCAAGCAAGAAGGAUAAGGUACGGUCUGGCCGAGACGAGAGGACGUCAAUGUCGUCUGUGAUACCGGAGAAGAACUGUUCCUCAGAACAUGCGACAGUAGAAGAGUCAGCGGUGUCGGUGCUCUCGUCAACAUGA